CCCCCUUGCCCCGUCCCUGAAGUCUACAAUCAGCUGUUUGGGUUACCUGGGUUGUCAGCUCAAAACUAUAUGUUUUCCCGACAUUUUCGAGUCUUUUUCCGAAUCCACCGCCAUGUUUUUCAAACAUUUAGAGCCCAUAUCCGGAGUUUUCUGUUCAACGGCUUCCACAAAAGCUGUUCCCUAAGGGUGGGAACUCUCCUACCGCUGGUAAUCCUCCGGUCAGCUGAAUGCAGCCAAAGAGAUGAUCAGGAGGUGAGGCGUUUGAGCCGGAAGAGAACCAUGAGCAAGGUCAGGUACGAGACAUGUCUGGAGGGCAGAGCGCAGAACUAUCUCAACGCCAUUAAAGUGCGGUGGGAGCAGCUGCACAAGACUCCUGGGUUGUUUUCGUAUCAAUUGCAUAAAACGCCACAGUGCCGACGAAUACCAGGACAUUGGGGUUUCUACACCGAGCUCAAUGCAGACCGUGCCCUUAAGCGCCGUCGUCCGCAGACCAUCGAGAACCUUAAUCCCACCUUCAAGCCCACUAUGUUCAACUUCAACAAGGUCAAUGCUCAGGAGGUAAUUAUGACCAUUCAUGAUGCCUUCGGCAGUCCUGAAGUCCAGAUGAUCAUCAACAAGAGUCCAAUUACCAAGUAUCACACACUUAUCUGCCCGGAAGUGGGAAAAAACCAUGUCCAAAGGAUUACCCGAGAUGUUCUGGAGUUCUGCAUCACUUUUAUGCGAAGUAUUGAUGACAAAAACAUACGCAUGGGCUAUAAUAGCCCUGGGGCUUUGGCCUCGGUAAACCACCUGCACUUUCACCUGCUCCACAUGCCCCAGGAUCUGUACAUAGAUCAGGCACCACUAGAUGAGCUGGUCGGUGGCCAUGUCUAUCGUUUGAGUCGAAGGGCACCCACGGAAGCUAUCUGUAUAGUAUUCAACAAAGAAGACAACGCUGAACAGGUGGAGGAGAAGGUUGAUCAGCUCUACAAGCUGGCCAUGUGGAUGUGCCAAAACAAUAUGCCGCACAAUCUGUUCAUCACGCAGGAUCGGAGAAAGGGCAAAAGCGGUGACGUUCAGGUAUUCGUGUUUGCCCGAUCCGAAUACUGCGUGAACAAGGAUUUGGUCGACUUUAAUGUGGGAUUCUGCGAGUUGGCUGGUUACAUUCCGUUGCCAGAUCCAGAUAAAAUGGAGAAUCUUACUGAACUACAAGUGCUCUACAGGAUCCGCACUGUCACUGGCGAAGCGCCAAAAGCUGUGUAUGAAGAAAUAACGAAUAUUGUCGAAGGUUGCGAACAAUCUCUUUGGGACCUUCCUUUGACAAUAUGAAACAAUUAAAAUAAACAAUCAGAGGCUUCUUUCUAGACUAACUUUA
This is a messenger RNA of Drosophila gunungcola (fruit fly), 1354 nucleotides long. Its product is annotated as GDP-D-glucose phosphorylase 1. The record is from RefSeq and is a predicted model, not a curated record. Gene Ontology annotation, cellular component: cytoplasm. Lineage: Eukaryota; Metazoa; Arthropoda; Insecta; Diptera; Drosophilidae. Gene Ontology annotation, molecular function: GDP-D-glucose phosphorylase activity. Gene Ontology annotation, biological process: glucose metabolic process.